AUGGUACAAAAAAUUGAUCUUUACAUGUCCUGCCCCGUAAGCAGAACUGGUUGUAUAAAAUACGAAAACCCAGGCUAUUGGGAGCAUGCUGAUUGUGGUGGCCGCAUGUAUAUUGACACUGAUACUGAUAUGGGAUGCUACAGAUGUAAUUAUUGGAGCAAUUGGAAAAAUUGGAGUUUUGCUUGUUCAAGACAUCCUUUGAGAUAUGAACAUAUGGAUGACAGAGACUUUCUAAAAAAUUUGGGCCUUACAGUUAACCUUUAUCCUGCAAAUUCUAAUGACAAAGCUGUACUCAAGAAAAUUCUCGAGAAACUUGUAGUCUCAUUAUUUUAA
This is a messenger RNA of Cetraspora pellucida, 333 nucleotides long. The record is from the annotation of a GenBank genome assembly. NCBI's taxonomy places the organism in Eukaryota, Fungi, Glomeromycota, Glomeromycetes, Diversisporales, Gigasporaceae.